This is a messenger RNA of Neltuma alba, 1885 nucleotides long. RefSeq names its product galactan beta-1,4-galactosyltransferase GALS3. The transcript is spliced from 2 exons. The record is from RefSeq and is a predicted model, not a curated record. Bases 130 to 1659 code for a protein of 509 amino acids. Gene Ontology annotation, cellular component: cytoplasm. NCBI's taxonomy places the organism in Eukaryota, Viridiplantae, Streptophyta, Magnoliopsida, Fabales, Fabaceae. Gene Ontology annotation, molecular function: glycosyltransferase activity.
CAUUAUAUAGACCCACCCCACAAAACAACUAUAAACAACAAACACUUUCCCUUCUCUUUCGCCAACCCCACCACCUUCUCUGUUCACAGCAGAGAAAAAGGGAAGAUUCAGGAGAAGCUGUAUGCAACAAUGGCGAAAGAGAAGAAACUGUUUGUUGGUGUAUUAGCCAACUAUACAGCUGAGCUCAAGCUUCUUCUCAUAACUCUUCUGGUUCUUUGUUCUAUCGCGACUCUUAUUCAGUUCAUUCCUUCUCGCUUCACCUUCUCUGCUUCUGAUCUCCGAGUUUGCAUCUCACGGGUCUCCCAACCCCAAGGCCCACCUCCUCCUCCUCCUUCUUCUUCUGGCGAAUCCUUGGAGUCUACCCAGCUAUCUAGAUUGCUUUCUAUACCACCGUCGUCGCCGCCGCCGUCACCGUCACCGACACAGCCGGCCUCUGACGAUGGAAUCAUCAAGCGGGAUUUUAAUCCUUAUGGUUCUGCAGCUUAUAACUUCAUCACCAUGGGUGCUUACAGAGGAGGUCUGAACACAUUCGCCAUUGUAGGACUCUCUUCCAAGCCUCUCCAUGUCUACAGCAAGCCGACCUAUGAGUGUGAGUGGACCCCGCGCGUGAACACCACCGCAAAGCCCAUAACCACCGUCGGGUACAAGAUGCUUCCAGAUUGGGGCUACGGCCAUGUCUACACGGUGGUGAUUUUGAACUGUACCUUCUCGGAGCCCGUCAAUGUCGACAACUCCGGUGGAAAAUUGGUCCUCUACGCCUCCACAUCCGGCGGCGGCGACACCAAGUUUAACCUCACUGAUAGAAUGGAGGUCCUCACUGAGUCGCCGGGAGGUCUAGAUGUUUCCAUUUUCACCUCGCCGCCCAAGUACGACUACUUCUACUGUGGCUCGUCAUUGUACGGAAACUUGAAUCCCCAGAGAGUUAGAGAAUGGAUCGCUUACCAUGUCAGGCUCUUCGGACCCAGAUCGCACUUUGUGAUACACGAUGCAGGGGGGGUCCAUGAGCAAGUUCUUGAGGUUUUGAAGCCAUGGAUGGAACUUGGGUAUGUGACGUUGCAGGAUAUUAGGGAUCAAGAGAGAUUUGAUGGGUAUUAUCACAAUCAAUUCAUGGUGGUGAAUGAUUGUUUACAUCGAUACAAGUUUGUGGCCAAGUGGAUGUUCUUCUUUGAUGUUGAUGAGUUCAUUUAUGUGCCACCUAAAAGCACAAUCAAAACAGCUCUGGAUUCACUUUCUGAGUAUUCUCAAUUCACCUUUGAACAGAUGCCUAUGAGCAGUAAGAUUUGCCUCUCUGAAGACUACGGCAAAACUUACAGGAAGUGGGGAUUUGAGAAAUUAGUGUACAAAGACGUGAAGAGGGGCAUAAGGAGGGAUCGAAAGUACGCGGUACAACCUCGUAAUGUGUACGCAACGGGCGUUCACAUGUCGCAGAACUUGAUGGGGAAAACAACUCACAAAACAGAGGGCAGAAUUAAAUACUAUCACUACCAUGGAACCAUAGCCGCCCGAAGAGAAACCUGCAAAAUGCUUGUGAAUUCCACAGAUCUCUACCACGAGAAAAUCCCUUACGUUUUGGAUACCACCAUGAGAGACAUCGCCGGCGUUAUCAAGAAAUUUGAGCUCAAAAUGAUCGGUUCCAGGUUACAGAACGUUCAUCAGUGACGAUUAUGAUGAGUCCUCACUUUUUUUUCUUUUUCUUUUUCUUUUUCUUUUUCUUUUUGGUAUAAAUAUAUGAUUUGACUUUGUUACGGUAGAGUUGAAAUUCAUUCAGUUUUUUCCUCUCUGUAUGUAGUUUUUUUUUUUUGCUUUUUUUUUUGUUAUAGAUAACAGAUGGGGUAUAUGGUAUUGUUUCAUUAUUUAUGAUAAUUCUUUUUAGUCUAAUUAUUUA